This is a messenger RNA of Spirometra erinaceieuropaei, 6801 nucleotides long. Lineage: Eukaryota; Metazoa; Platyhelminthes; Cestoda; Diphyllobothriidea; Diphyllobothriidae. The record is from the annotation of a GenBank genome assembly.
AUGAUUCAGCGAGAUGCUGCCAACACAACCGGGGGCGCCGCAGGCGAUGGACCUACCGCCGACACCACCCACGGUUCUUCCGGCGUUUUCGACCAACUGGGUUCCGUUGUCGGAACGCCUGGAAGUCGCCCGUCCAGUGGAACCUCAAGAACCCCCACUCCUAGUCGUCCAAAGGUAGGCCGCUUCGCAGCUUAUACCUCACUGAUUGUAGCGGUAUGGCUGCCUCUUGUUGCUACGAUAACCCCAGCCCCUAAGGUAAAUUGUGAACUGCAGUCAAUAGGGGCCACAACAUUCUUCCAUGAUUGAGGUUCGGAUUUUCUGACGAUCGUUUAUUUGAGUAGGAUUGCCGCUUCUAUCUUCUUGCACCUAGCUACUACUUGAUGUCUGCGUCCACCAGAGGGAAACUAGCUGGUGGGCAAGCGAACCUGAAUCCAGUUGGGCUGCAAGAGCCUGAGCGAUCUACACCUCGCUCUCGGCGACUGUAAUACUUUGUCAGUCCUAUCCUUUUUAAACGAAUUGUCACAAGCUGCCUUUUUGCAUUCCCGUCAAACUGAACUCUUUUUAGUUCGUCUCCUUUUAGGAGCAGUCCGGUAUGUGUUCCCUCGGAAACCCCUAUGAGUAUUUUUCCUAGUUAAUGCUUACUGGGAAAGGUCAUUUCGCAUGUGCACAGUGCUGUACUCUGCCACCUCUAGUGCCAGGUCCUUUGGUCUUGGUGGUUCCUCGUUGGUAUGGAGUCAAAAGGCCUUUUAUGUUCGGGUUUACAGACCAUUUUGUUUUGCUUUUACUACCUUGUCCCUUUGGAUUCGCAAGGCGGUGGGCCUACGUACUCCUUUUGAAAUACAUGUAAAAUACGUUUUUUUCUAAUAAGGCUGAACAUGAAGGAAGUCUUUGUACAGCCAUCAAUGAUCCUGACUUUUAGCCGUGUGAACUCACGCCUUCGGAGACUAUUAAGGUAGGUAAGUGUACUCUUCUUAAUGGUGACCCAAGUAACUUACGAUUGGUUCAAAUGAGGGGGAAGAUAUUACCAAACUCUCUUUUUUUUAUAAAACUGCACUAGAAGGUAUAGGACGCAAACGAAUUUAUUCCAAAAUAACAUUGAAACACACGUGUCUUAUGGGCAGUUAGUCAUUACAACGGGCCUCUCCGUCCCUCGUUUGUUAAGUCCCUCUGAUUACAUCGGAUCGCAUCUUCCUCUUCUUCCGAUAUGCUGGGUUUGUCUUUGCCCAGGGAGCCUUAGCGCUUGUAUAAACGAUUUAUGCGAGCUCAAGGUUGGUUUGACUGACCGUAUGGCUACUGCCUCUACAUUUACAGGUAUACGCUGAUGCAGGAACUUGGAGUAUCUCACCGACCUUUUAUAGAUGACUCGGAAUGCUUGGUUGACGUCUACCCGGUGGCCGCUGUCAACCAAGUGAGCCACAUUGCGCUAGAGAUGGACUUUUUCACACCUUGAAUUAGCCAGGCAGUUGGUGAGGCAGCAGGCCUUGCUUCGUUCCUGGCUUAGCGGGACCAAACUAUAGAAUUCUGUGGAUUGCCCUGUCCAUGUUUUCUUACGAAAUACACUCCUACUAAUUGUUCCAUCCGGCCAGGAGUGGAAGGCACUCCCUGUUCUCUUUUUUCCUAGGUGAAUUUUAACGCUGGAUGAGCCUGAUUCACUUUAUGCAGGAGGAUGUUCAAAUCAAACUUUUCAUCCGCUAGUGCAAAAAUGUCAUCAACUUAUCGAGCGUGAGAAUAAAGGUCCUUUGUAAUUAGGCAGAGCUGGUUUUUCUCUAGUUUUCCCAUGAAGACAUCAACCAGUAGAGGUCCAAGAGGUGAUCCCAUCGCUACGCCGUCGAUCUGGUGGUAAAAUUGACCAUCGAUUCUGAAUUGUACACUUCACGUGCAACGAAAGAUCAAUUCUUGUCGGCAUUCCGAUUGGGAAAUCCUACCUUACAAUGUCGUCAUAUAAGAAUUCUAUCGUUUCCGUGAGAGGAACGUUAGUAAAUAAAAACGCGAUUUCCUAGGCGUAAUUGUAAUAUUAAUUAUCGGGCUGCAUAAUGCCAAGAUAUUUCAGUCACGCCGGGAUGCCGACGUUUGGACAAGCUUCUUCCCGGCCGCCUGCAUAAGCUACAUUAAGAAAUGACUACAUACGUAGUAGGAAUUUUUCCUAUUGAUUUUCAGUGCCCUUAUAAAUUCAAAUAUACUUCAUAGAAAACGUGCACAAAAAUACCCGUCCCCUUACUCUUUUGGUAAAGGACUACGUCUUCCUUGAAAUUUUAUACUUGGGGUAGCAUCAUUCGGUUUUGGUUUUUCCUAUGCCUAAAUAGUUUUGAGCCCGAUCUGCCCGUUUUAUUAGGCAUUUCAGUCUUUAAAAAUCUCAUAACUAGAAACUUAAAAACCGAAAAAUACUAUUUUUCCGAGUAUGAAAUUCGAGGACGCAAUUUGCUGCGAAUUGAGUACAAGAAAAAAUAUUUUUUGCGCAGUUCUUCUAUAAAUAGGUUUGAAUUUGCAAGGCCGUCGAAAAUCAACAGGAGCAUUUCAUGCUGUCUAAGUAGCUAUUUUUACAGUGAAUUUAUGCAGGCGGCCAGGAGGGAUCUUGUCCAAAUGUCGGCAUCCCUGUGUGAGUGAAAUGCCUUGGAAGUAUGCUGCAUGACGAUUAAUAUUACAACCCUACUUAUGUAGUCUUUCGGAGCGUGCCUCUGAGUUCGCAUACCCAUCUUUACCUAAUCUCCCAUUUGACUUUGCUUACUCCGAAAUUAGGCUCUCCUGAUCGGCAAACUCAUCUUGUAUACCCCUUAUCGGUCCUUUACAUCGUGAUCACUUUUGGGAGCUGCACUCAGCUGUGUCUGUUAUAUAUGACAACGCCGAGGUUCUUUUGAACAUUGACAGUUCUUAUAAAGACCACGUUGAAGUAGUGUUCUGAACGUCUCACCGUCUAACAGAAUCCAACGUCAUCGUUGCACGUUUCGAAGCGUUGAACUUUAUACACCAUUAUCCACUUCAGUUAUGUAGACUACAUAUAUUUGCAGACAAAAUGUUAUUACCGUCAAAGACAAGGGAGACCGGGAUGGCCAUUUCUGUCUUAUUAGCCGUCGUCAGUCAGUCAUACUCAACCCCGAAGUGUGGAACACCUGGGGCUCGAUCCAGCGAGCUGUUAGUUAGAAGUCCAACGUCUCUAACUACUGAGCCACAGGCUCGUUGUCUUGUCAGUUUCGAUGCGGAAUGUACAAUGGUAGAGGGACGCCCACCGAUCGUUUCUACGGAACUCACUCGUCCUGUUGUACCGAUAAGGCAACGAGCCCGUGGCUCAGUGGUUAGAGGCGUUGGACUUCUAACUAACAGCUCGCUGGAUCGAGCUCCAGGUGUUCCGCACUUCGGGGUUGGGUUUGACUGGCUGAGGACGGCUAAUAAGCCAGAAAUGACCAUUCUAGUCUCCCUUGUCUUUGUCGGUAAUACCAUUCUGCCUGUAUCAGUCUCCGCUGCGCGGCUGCUGGUUAUGCCCGAAAGAACACAACGGGACGAGCGAGUUCCGCAUAAACGAUCGGUGAGCGCCCCUCUACCACUACCUAUAUCUAUUUACAGAGUUAUAAGGUCGGUCCUUUUCAUGUUAGUCUUCCACAAAAUUGACUUUGUUCAUCAACUCAUUUGGUUAAAAUGUGAAAAGGAAUGACUUUAGAGCGGAUCUUUAAGGGGUACUGUUUUUAGCAGUAGACCACAUGGAUGCAUCUCUCUGUCUGCUGCUCUCUCGAAUAACCUAUUUCAACCUUCUUUCUACAUUCGUCUUUUUACUCAGACAGUGUUCACUUACCAAUCUUUAUAGUGCAUCCGCUACGAAGAACUCACUUAAUCGAAUUUCCGUGUCAUCUGCACUGCCAUAUCCUGAUAUAUUUAUGUCUAUGUCUCCUUUGUUUAGGCUUGUUACUGUCCCUGUUUUUUGACUAUCUGUCCCACCGCCUAUUAGCUGGCGAUAAUCUGUGCGUAAUUCCGAAUUCCGCACUUUCCUAGCGAGCCAUGUCUCAGUUGGAGUAACUGUCUGAAUUUAUAAGAAAGAGACUGAUUUUCAGUUCUCCGAGCCUGCUGGAGAGACUUUGUGUGUUUGUGUAAACUAUGUGCAAUUUUGCUAGGUCCAUUUUCAUGCGCCUGUUGAAUCUGGGCCAGAAGUUUACGCCUCCUGCUCAGGGCAUAAUUUUUAGAUUUUUGAGCCAGUUUGGCUCACUGCUCUUACAAUAUUGCGCCAACAGAAAGGCCUAAUGUGGUUCAUGCCAACUGUCUAUUGUUGAUUCGUGGAUCUUGCCGUAGGGCAGUUUUAAUGACAAGUCCUAUUAUCAGUUCAUUCAAUUUAUCCGUCUCUCUGAGGGAAUGUUCCCAUUGAACACAACGUCGUAGUGGCUUUACCCUAGCGCCGAUACUCCGCGUGUUCUUUCAUUUCGAAGAUGACUGUCAACAUUAUUGCGUCUUUGGUUUCCUCACCCGACUUAUCAAAUCUGUCAAUCCCGAUCACAUUUGUUCUUGUGGACAGGCUUAUUUUGGAUUCCCGAUAACAGGACUUUGUAAAUACCCUAUGGCGUGUUUACGCUGCAUUGUAGUCUCAUUUUGGUGAGUUGUUUUUUUUAUUCAAGCGGCCUCUUUAAAAGCGUUUUGAUUGAGAUUACAUCGUGGUCCACGCUCCUACGGGCAUGUUCAUUCUGAGACGCACUUUUCUGCGUGGAAAACUGAUCGAUCCCCGCCUGACUCAUUCUCGCUAAGGCUUCCACUUUGCCUAAGAUCUGAGGAAAAUUUGAAAUGCCCAGGCUGAUUUCCGUCUCAUUUUCUAAGAUUGAGAUCUGUUUACGCAAGUAACUCAAUUUUCAUAUCCGCCUUCUUUCAGAACUUGUUUACAUUCGCUCGUUUUCAAUUUACGCCCCCUGUCUAUUGCGAGACUUUCCCAUUGCGGUCUUCUACUCGGGUCAGAGUUCAUAGCUCGUGGCCGUCGCUUCUAAUUUGUUAAACUGUGUCUAUAUAGGAGUCUUCAGUUGGCAUUUACUUCCCCAGCUCCUACUUCGUUCCAAUUUAUUUUCGGAAAAUUAUUCUUGGUAUCUCUGUGAAAUAUGCAUUUUCCAACAUUUUACCAACUUCUACCUGUAAAGUGAUUAUAUUCGAAGUAGACAGCCGGAGACAGCUGUUACCUCCGUCUGCUUUUUACCUCCCCACAUUUGGUAAUCAAUUUCCCUGACCUGCCUAUAAACCUAAAACGACUUUGUCACUGGGAACCCGUAUUGUGUCAAGUUUAGGUCCCGCCCAUAGCAUUUGGUGUGUUUGGUGGAAUAAGCCUUGAAGACCUAUAUGGCAAGAGAUCGUUUAGCAGCCUCAAUGGCCGAAUUAAGCAAAAGUGCAAAUUCUUCGAUAUUUCUCUUCCGUUUGUAAACCCUCUUCGCUUCUGUGCUUAGGUGCAGGCUCCUUAGGGCAUUCACGUUCAGACUUGAUCCGUUUUCCACGCAUGUAAAGAUGCUGCAUCGCCGGGAGCUAUAUUCCUCUUUUUUUUAAAUAUAUAUUCAGGGUGCUGUAGGUGGCAGUGGAAGCUCCGGAAACUCAUCGGAGAACGUGCUCGCCAGCUUCUUUAACAACCUUUUGAGCAAGCGUCCGACAGCAGCUGCACCAGCCUCAUCUACUUCUAGUGACCUAUCGGGUAUGCGUUUAAAUACCCACGUCCGUCCUGCUUCAGUUUCAUUUAUUAUAAGUCUCAUAUGUGGCCCUUGUCCGUGUUUCCAGUUAGUAUAUACCCUGUUAGGAUACUUUUUCUGCCUAAGAAGCCCUUUGAGUUUUAUUGGAAUGCCGUUUCUGAGAGCCUAUUCAGAAGAGGAUUUUUUCCCGCAAGGUUAACACUCUUAACUCAUGCACAUACAGCACUUCCUGUUCCCGUCGAAUGUAUGUGUACGUUGGGCGGAUGACCAGUGGCCUCCAGUCAGUCAUCGUUGCGCUAUGGCCUAAAACAGGGAUUCCGGCUCCGCGAAACUUCCGCGUUCGUCAUACGAGUGCGGCAUGCGUAAAAAUAGUAGUAUGAAGAGGCUGGACAAAGCGAAAAGAAUGAUAAUGUUCGCAUAGCACAGUCGUUUGCAACUGCACCUAUCUCUGAUAGCCAAUUUUGCCUGUAUUUUAGAGGUGACGCAAAAAAGCGUCGAAAUAGACGACCUUUUUCGCAAUAAACGAGUCGACAUUGACGCCUCGAACAUGAGGAUAUGAAAUCGGACCCGGGGCCCAAUGUUCGAGCUUUCUUGUGCCAUCUCUACAAACGAGCAACGUGGCAGCUUUGAAUGCCGUUAUCUCAACGUUUUCCCCACGUUUCUCGAAAAGCAGUACUGCUGUCAUUCGACCCCAUUCAAAAACGGAAGUAAAAUGGUUUCUUCCAAGUCUCGAACUCUUAUUAAAAUAUGUGUUUGUGGUUCAAGGUCUCCGCUGAAGCCAUGAGAGACAUUUUAGCUCCCAUGGCGUAUGUGUAGUUCUUACCUCAAUGUGUUCACGCGGUGUUUAAUUGGCGUACCUGGCACACCGACCGCCUUCAUCUUCCGGGCAUCGGCACCUAUUGUUCAGAUACCGAGUUCCUUAUUCGCCGCCCUCCACUUCAGUGCCGUGCUCCCGCAUAUACUCCGCCUUCAAGUGCGUUUCAUUUGGGCGAUUUCUUUUCAUACCCUGUUCUGAUUCCACGUCUCGUCUGCUGUUUCAGCCGACCGACAAAAUCUCACCAACACGGAAAUACAUUCGGAGCUGGAGCGGUUAGCAAAGUCUCCCAAGGAGGGCCUUGAGAGCAUUGCGAACGCUGGACAGAAUUCCAGCCCCCAAGCCGACUGA